GGUUAAAAUCCGUUACUCCCUGAAGGCGGUCGCGCUACAGUUUUUAGUUCAAAACCAUAAAGUUGCUUUUUGCUGGAGAAAAGAGAGUGGACGCAAGGCCCAGUCUAAAAGGGGGUAGCAUGUCCAGCAGUGCAUUUCUACCCAGACUUCCUAGGCUUUCACUACAAUCGAGCUAUUGGCCACCUACCCCGGGGAGGAAGCAGAAAAGUUGAAAGGACAAAGAUCAUCGCCUGCUAUUCAGGAUUCCCCAAUUCUUCCGUAAACUCUGUCCACACACAAAUGACCCAUGAGUCGGGAAUUAACGCGUGGCAUCCUUCCCCAGGGCGUCCACUUUCGGGGUGGGGAGUAUCAUUUUGCUGGAAGGGUGGCUGUCCUUUUUGAAAAUGCUUAAGUCUAAACUUGAUUAGGAAACACGGCGGUAAGUGCUUUACCCUCCAUGAAUAAAUGGUAAAUAUUUGGAGGUACGGAGUAUAUAUAUGAAGGCUUCUAUGCCCUUUCUCUUCUUGUCACAGAUCGUCUUCAUUCCAUCGGGCUCCGCUUCCCCCUUCAUCUCCUCUCUACAAUUUUGCUUUUAUUUCAUCUUCACGCCGACGACCAUGGCUAUCAUGGCGGAAAAGGGGGCUCCGAGCCAGGCGCUCGUGGCUCGACAGAAUGCAGCAAAAGCCCAUGGUCUCAUGGGCAUGCUGAAGAAUCCUUAUGUAUUCAUGACAUGUUUGUUCGCAUCACUGGGUUGUAUGAUGUAUGGUGAGUACAAUCAUUCCCAUAACCCGUGUCUGCCGGAGGAAUUGAGCGUUGGGCUAAUAUUUGCAUAACAGGUUACGAUCAAGGAGUAAUGUCCCCAAUACUGGUUAUGGAGAACUUCGAGAAUGAAUUCCCAACUCUCACAUCAUCGACCACUCAAGGGUGGCUCGUUGCUUCCCUUGAACUUGGUGCAUGGUUCGGUGCUCUGUUCAACGGAUACCUCGCGGAUAAAAUCUCAAGAAAAUAUAGUAUGAUGGUCGCCGUUUUAAUCUUCACACUCGGCACAGGUCUUCAAACUGGGGCACGAAAUCCAUCAUAUUUCUUCGGUGGCCGUAUCAUUGGUGGUGUGGGUAUUGGUAUGUUCUCUAUGGUUAUUCCAUUGUACCAAGCAGAAAUUGCACCCCCAGAACUUAGAGGAUCCUUGGUUUCACUUCAACAACUCUCCAUUACCAUUGGAACUACUAUUGCUUUCUGGCUUGACUUCGGUUUUUCCUUCUCCGGUGGAAACAAGUGCAAGCCAGAGGGUAUCACAAACCCAUACCUUCCUGAUGGCACUUAUAAUGCUGCCGCGAACCACGGACAUCCUUGCACUGGUCAAAAUCAAAUUGCCUGGAGAGUUCCAUUGUCAUUACAAUUGAUCCCUGCAUGGACUCUUUUCAUUGGAAUGUUUUUCUUCCCAUUCUCCCCAAGAUGGUUGAUGCUGAAGCAUCGUGAGGAAGAAGCCAUUGCAUCCCUCUGCAAACUCAGACGUCUCGACGCCAAUGACCCAUUAUUGCGAGCUGAAUUCCUCGAGAUUAAGGCAGCUGUCAUGUUCGACGAGGAGACUCAAGCUGAGCAAAUUGGAAAUGGUGGAAUUUUUGCCCCAUGGAAAGCAUUAUUCGCACCCCAUGUGUUCAAGAGAAUCUUCCUUGGAUGUGCUAUGAUGGUUUUCCAACAGUUUACCGGUAUUAAUGCCGUUUUGUACUAUGCUCCUCAAAUUUUCUCCAGUUUCGGCUUCUCCAGCACUACCACCACUCUACUAGCUACUGGAGUCACGGGUAUCUUGCAAGUCAUCUUUACUCUACCGGCGGUUCUGUACCUCGAUAAAUUCGGCCGUAAGACUUUUCUUAUUGCUGGUGCCAUCGGUAUGUGCAUCUGCCACGUCGUUGUAGCUUCCAUAGAAGGUGUUUACGAAGACCAAUGGAACCGUAAUGAAGGUCUUGCUGUCACACAAGGAUGGGUCGCCAUCGUGUUCAUUUGGUUAUUUGCAGUUAACUUUGCCUACUCUUGGGGACCAGUCACCUGGGUUCUUGCUCAGGAGAUCUUCCCGGCCAGCGUUAGAUCUCGUGGUGUCUCUCUUGUUGCAUCAACCAACUGGAUGUUCAACUUCGUCAUCGGCUUGACCACUAAAGACAUGCUGAAGUCUAUGAAGUACGGUACAUACAUCUUUUUCGCUGUAUUUAGUGCUGGGGGUGGCUUCUUCAUCUGGAAAUUCUUCCCAGAAACAAAGGACAAGACAUUGGAGGAACUCGAUGUGUACUUUGGCGGUAGCAUUGACAGUAUUGCGGCUGCAGACAAGGCAAGAAUGCAAAGUAUCAACGAGAGGCUCGGCCUCGCCAAUGCUGAGAAUCCUGAAGAUAUUAAGAUGAUGAAUGAGGAGAAGGUUGCUGCAACUAUCCACCAAGAAUUGUAAAGAUAGAAGUGCGGUGCAAUCUCGUGGGACAUGCAUUGUGGCGAAUAGUCUACUUGAUAUGAUAAUGAUUAGCAUUCAUAAUGGAAUAAUGA
Sclerotinia trifoliorum is the source of this 2505-nucleotide messenger RNA. The record is from the annotation of a GenBank genome assembly. Lineage: Eukaryota; Fungi; Ascomycota; Leotiomycetes; Helotiales; Sclerotiniaceae.